UUCCCAGGUUAAUGUUACCCAACGUGCAUGCAGAGACCUGACGCUGAGUGUGGAGAAGCAGACCUCAGAGCAGAAUGUUGUGUAACAGGAUUUCAAUGGAGGAACGUGAGGCUGGUGGCUCAGGUGUGGAACAGGAGGAGCAACGCGGAUGAAACCGAGGAGGAGGAAGGAGGAGGAGGAGAAAAGUUGUGAGCGCAGCGCCUAGAGCGCACAGACGCGCUGCCGGAGGAGGGCGAAGCAAAGCACGCGUGGAUCAUGUCUCUGGCCGGGAGGGUGGCGCUGGUGACCGGGGGAGCUCAGGGCAUCGGGAGGGCUGUGGUCCAGUCUCUGAUUGAGAGCUCAGCAAAGGUGGCCGUGGUGGACCUGAAUAACGCCCUGGGGGAGCAAUGCAGAGAUCAGCUGGAUGCUGAGUUCGGAGAAGGACAGAGCACCUUCAUCCAGUGUGACGUGACGGACGGAGAUGCUCUGCAAGACGCCUUCCAGAGGACUGUGGACAAGUUUGGACGCCUGGACAUCGUCAUCAACAAUGCUGGCAUCAACAACGAGAAGAACUGGGAGAAGACCAUCCAGGUGAACUUGACCUCGGUGAUAAAGGGGACCUACUUGGCUUUGGAGCACAUGAGCAAAGAGUACGGCAAAGAAGGGGGCACCAUCAUCAACGUGUCCUCUAUGGCAGCCUUCCUACAUUCCCCUCAUCAGCCCGUCUACACAGCCACCAAACACGGGGUGAUCGGCUUCACGCGGGCGAUGGCGGACGCCUCACUGCAGGGCAGCUACGGUGUCCGCAUCAACGCCCUGUGUCCGGCCUUCGUUGACACCCCUCUGCUGCACACGGUGGAAUAUGAGGACAACAUGGGCAAAUUCGUCAAGUUCAAGGACGACUUCAAGCGCACCAUGAGCAAGUUUGGAGUUUUACAGCCGUCGCUAAUCGCUGAAGGGAUGAUGAGGCUGAUCACAGACAGCAGCCUGAACGGAGCCGUGAUGAAGAUCACCUGCUCAAAGGGAAUCCACUUCCACACAUACGAACCCAUGUCUGCCUGAACGCCGACCGGCAGGAACUGUAACCCAUUCAGGACGGAGUCCCAUCCAAAGACUUUUCGCUGAGACCAAAGUGUGUCUGUAAAGUUCAACUCCUCCAGAUGGACUUCGUUUCUGUCCGACUCAAAGCUUUUCUUGUUUCAGAUGAUUGUUUUUAUAAAGAUGCAAUUUAUAAGAACUUCCCUUAAGCUAAAAACUGUGCAGAAGGAUGUUUUUUUCACUCAGAAACCAAAAGGACUGAAUCAACUGUCGGAACGCGACUAGAAGUGGUGUCAGAACAGGCUUUAUUUUCUUUUAACUCUCAGGUUUCCGAAUUACUAAAUGAUUGCUUCCAGGUUCUUAAUCUGUUCAAAUAUAACCUCAGGUAAUGAAAAACAACAGAACUAACUCUUCAGCAGCUUUACUUUAACCAAACUGGGGCCUGGACUUUGACUAGGCCACUAAAAAACUUGAACAUUUUCCCUUUUUGAUUUUUUUGUUGUGGAUCUGUGUUUAGGAUGUUGGUUCUGUUAAUGACCCAGUUUGGUCCGAGCCCCAGUCUGACUCUAGAUUAGUAUAAUUAAUCAAUGUGGUCGUGGUCCACCUAAUGACUGCAGGACAGCAGGACAGCCCAAUUUACGGCAUAAAACAUCAUUAAAACAUCGCUUAGUGCAGCCUCUAUAUUGACUGUUAUGGGUAAUUCUGGCUGAGGCGUUAACUCCCACCUCCCACGCUGAGAUUCAUCCGGUCAGUUUUAGGCUGGAGCGUCCUAGCUGUAAUACAGAUGUAUGGAGUGAAUUUUGUUCCACUAUUGUUGCAAAGAACAUGUUUUAUGAAUGGAAAUUUAAAAAAA
Molecule: messenger RNA, 1870 nt
Organism: Cyprinodon variegatus (sheepshead minnow)
Lineage: Eukaryota; Metazoa; Chordata; Actinopteri; Cyprinodontiformes; Cyprinodontidae
Gene: hpgd
Product: hydroxyprostaglandin dehydrogenase 15-(NAD)
Exons: 8
Coding region: 256-1041 (261 amino acids)
Cellular component (GO): cytoplasm
Molecular function (GO): oxidoreductase activity, acting on the CH-OH group of donors, NAD or NADP as acceptor
Source: RefSeq, a predicted model, not a curated record